ACCAUCAGGACAGAUCGGAGCUCGUUCUCAUCGGUUCACCCCAGAUCCGGAAAUAGACCCAUCAUUUGGCGCCGUAUGUGGGGAGUUCUUGAAGGAAUUAAGAGCUUUACACCUAGCUUUGAUCUGUUUCCGAUGGCUGAGAAGGAAGGAGUGCAGAAAAACUUGAAUGAAGAUUUCAGGGCAACAUGGACUGACAAGCGACCUUCGUCGAUUCCCAGCCUUAGACCACCACUCCAGGUGCUGGGAUUCCCACCUUUUGGGGCGCACGCGCCGUCAGGAGGGCGUAUGGGAGAGGGGACGCCUAUUACCCCGCCCAGAGUCAAGAUCCCGGUUCUCACCCAAGGGGAGGCCAGUCACGUGAAGGACACGAGCGGAGAAGUGGAUGGUCACGCAUCGACCGAAAUAUCUUUAAGGUUGGGGAAGCAACCUGGGCAACCUGAUCAGGAAACAAGGCCACCGCUCCAAGUCGAGGAACAAACGCUGACUGUGACGAGAAGCGAGAUGCAGAGAAUGAUCACGGAGGCAGUAGCGGCCCAACUCAAACAAACACCAGUCGAGCAACCAAGGGUCGAACGACCCAGGAUCGAACAAGCAAGGGUCGAGCAGCCUCAAAAUGAGCAGCAACCCCUUGACCGCGAGCAACAGGCGCAAUCACAUGAGAGGCAGAACAGGAGGGUAGAUGAAGAAGAGUCCUUUGUCAGAACUAUUAAUCCACAAGCCAGAAACAAUACCCUGGAGCAGCUGUUAGCGCAGGUCCGGGACUUGCAGGCUCGAGUGGAAGGAAGAAAAACGGGAAGCUCGAGGGGACACCAUUUUUCGCAACAUAUCCUAGACGCCGACUUGCCUCAGGGGUUCAGGGAGCUCAACAUCUGCUCGGUGAACGUGAUUUUUUACAAUUGUCUUAAGCGGAUGGAACUCGACAUUGAGCUCUCACCCCUAUACACCUCACUUUUUGGAUUUAACGGCUCGGAAGUCGCACCCCUAGGAGAGACCACGCUCGCUGUCGUCCUAGGGAAGGGCGACCUAAGGAAAGUAAAAAUGGUACGAUUUGUCGUAGUCGAUGUCGAGUCAGCCUAUAAUGUGAUUCUGGGAAGGCCAGCGCUCAACACAUUCCAAGCAGUAGUGUCAACCUACCAUAUGAAACUAAAAUUCCCCGUGGGAGAUAAAGUCGGGGAGGCCAGAGGAGACCAGAGGCUGUCAAGAACCUGUUAUCAGAUUGCAGUAAGAACAAACCAACGGACGGAGGUGAAAGAAGGAAAAAAGCUGACGACAAGCGAAAAAAGACAAAGGGAGG
Molecule: messenger RNA, 1294 nt
Organism: Striga hermonthica
Lineage: Eukaryota; Viridiplantae; Streptophyta; Magnoliopsida; Lamiales; Orobanchaceae
Source: the annotation of a GenBank genome assembly